AUGUUCGCUCCAAUGCGGUUUAACGACGAUAUGGGCGCAAUGAGGCCCCAUAUGUUCCAGGACGACUUUAUGGAUCCGUUCUUCUCCGCCCGAGCCCCGCCCAUGAUGUUUGGUGGCCCCCACGAGUUCAGAAAUCGAGGACAAGGAGAGUUCUUGGACAAAGGCGAGAGCUAUGAAGUGUGCAUUAGUGCCGACGGAUUCAACCCUGAAGAUCUCAGUGUGGAGGUCAAUGCAGAUAAUCUCAAGCUCACCGUGAAGGCCAAGAAGGAGGAGACCCUGGAUGGACAGAUCGUGAGCACGAAGCAGUUCAGCAAAACCUAUGACCUUCCCUCGGAUUGCAAGAUCGAGGAGAUGGGCUCGCUCUUCACGGAAGCCGGUCAGCUUAAGAUCAGCGCGCCCAAAACAAAAGAAGCCAUUGAGGCGCAGAAGAAACGACAGAUCCAGCACCAGCAGCAACAACAACAGCAACAACAACAACAGCAACAACAACAACAAGAGCAACAGAGACACGUGCAGCACCAGGGAACGGCAGGAGGCGGAGCAUCAGCCGUGGCUAAUCGAAAGAUAUCGCAGACUCACAAUUUGUUUCCCAGUGCUCGGCUCGAGGAAGUGAAUGACACAGAGACCCGGUUUGAAGUCAAAAUCAACGUGGACGGCUUCGAGCCCAACGACUUGCAUGUGGAGGUCAAGGCUGACGGGAUUCUGUCCAUCAUUGGCAACCACGAAGAGAAGCGCAACGGCAAUGUCGUCAGUAAUAAGCUCCAUCGCUCCUUCGCAUUACCCGAGAAUUGCAAAUUGGCUCAGAUAGAGUCCAAUUUCUCCAAGGACGGCAUUCUGACCGUCACAGCUCCCAAAAACGUGCAGACACGAGUAGAAGAAACGAGGAAAGUGCCAAUCAACGUUGCUCACUGACAUGAUUUAAUUUGACUUUUUAAGAAUAAAAAAAACAAUGUUGUGUGUAACCAAUGUGUGUAACAUGUCCAAUCCAAGUCGGAAUACAGACAUUAAAGAUAAUAUUUGUCCA
Messenger RNA from Tigriopus californicus, 1024 nucleotides. RefSeq lists its product as uncharacterized. The record is from RefSeq and is a predicted model, not a curated record. The coding region runs from base 1 to 912 and encodes 303 amino acids. Lineage: Eukaryota; Metazoa; Arthropoda; Copepoda; Harpacticoida; Harpacticidae. Gene Ontology annotation, molecular function: protein folding chaperone. The transcript has a single exon. Gene Ontology annotation, biological process: response to heat; protein refolding.